Messenger RNA from Closterium sp. Yama58-4, 801 nucleotides. The record is from the annotation of a GenBank genome assembly. Lineage: Eukaryota; Viridiplantae; Streptophyta; Zygnematophyceae; Desmidiales; Closteriaceae.
AUGUCAGCAGAAGCUGAUGCACGAAAGUCAGCCGCAGAUGAAGCACAGAGAGCGGAAUCGGCAGGUCUGACUGCAAAAUGGGCAGACGCAGCAGUGCGGGAGAUGAUGACAGCAGCAAGCGUGGACGACGCUCGACAGAAGGCGUUACUUGUGCUGCAAGCUUUCGAGAAGGAGGCUAUGGAUGCUAAGCAGCUGGAUCAAUCGACUGCUUUUGCAAUUCACGCGGAACAGGCACGUCAAUCAGCCUCAGAAGUUCAAGUGCUACAGCAGCAAGUGGGUGUAUUGAGCAAGGAGAACCAGAUUUUGAAGCGAGCAGUGGCGAUCCAGCACGAGAAGCAGAAGGAGCAUCAGGCGCAGAUCGAGGAGGUUGGGAAGUUGAGACAAGCGCUGGCCCAGUAUCAAGAACAAGUGCACAAGCUGGAGGUGGCUAACUACGCCCUCAACCUCCACCUUCGCCAAGCCAAUGAUGCUGUGAAUCAUGCAGCUAUAGGAGGAGGAGGAGGAGGAGGAGGAGGAGGAGGAGGAGGAGGAGGAGGAGGAGGAGGAGGAGGAGGAGGAGGAGAGGAGGAGGAGGAGGAGGAGGAGGAGGAGGAAGAGGAGGAGGAGGAGGGAAAAGGGAGGGAGGUGGAGGAGCACGAUGGGGGUCCUGUGAGGGUGAAAAUGGAUCCGGAUGGAUUUGAAACGGUUGCUGAUCAACACGAGGUGGGAAAGAAGAGCAGGAUUGGGAAGGACGAUGUGGAAACUGGGGGUUCUGAGACGUCUCAAAACACUUCUUCAAACACGUGGGUUCUCGUGAAGUGA